ACAACCACAAUGAAGGGAUUAAAAAAAUUAAAUCAAAUGUUAAUAACCAAAAGUAGGACUGACCAAAAAAAAAAAAGCGUAAUUUAAGAAAGCAACAAGACAAACUGGCACAUCAGUCGAUGAUAGUACGAAUGAUAAUAUACUACAGUAGAGACGGAAACAGACAUCUAAAAUUAACUGCGGUCAAGCCAGCCUCCACUCGUAAAGCAGCAGUCAAGCCAGCCGCCCCUAAUUUUGUUCAUACUAGGCAUUAGGGUAAUAGAUCGCCAACUUGCGGCGAAAGCCACCUUCAAAAUAAAAGCUUCCCAAUAAUACGGACAUCAGUGCUCUUCGGUUAAGGAAUGCAACCAGCAAAGUUAAUUUGAAUCUUGAGAUGAAAAUGUAGUUUAUUUGAUAUCUUGGGGAAAAUAAAUGGUAAAUGGAAUGCACUUAUAUAGCGCUUUAUCUACAUCAUCACAGUGCCCAAAGCGCUUUACAAAGCCUCACAUUCACGCACACAUUCAUAAACCAAUAGGCGACUGCUGCCAUGCAAGGCACUGCCAGGACCACUGGGAGCAAAUUAGGGUUCAGUGUCUUGCCCAAGGACACUUCGACAUGCGGAGAGUCGUAGCAGGGAUUCGAACAUGUUCUACCUACUGAGCCAAAGCCACCCCAACAUAAUCCCAUUGGUAUCGCAAAACAAAUCCAGAUGACAGACCACCAAGAACUCCACUAAAAGAGGUUUGAUGAAGAUCUGAUAUUUUAUUUCAAAAUAAAAGUUAUGAAAACUGCAUAUUUUGCUGUCAUUACUCCUGAAUGAAAAAAAUCUGUUACCGGUCUAGUUCUGGGGGUACAGUACACCACCCCAGGUUUCCAACAAAAGACGUCCCAUCCAAAUCUGAUGUGGCAUUUCAAAAUAUAAAUCCCCUGAAAUUGGUAUAUUUCACUGUCACUAUCACUGAUUUUAAAUAUUCAUUGACCGCAGCGUCGAUUAGUGGCGUAUGACCCUUAACAAAAAUAUAAUUUCUACUUGAUGUAUAUCGUGUUAGUCGGUGGGUGGCUGAUUUGUCGUCUUAACACAUUCAAGUUAUUGGCACCAUAAUUUCGCACAUUCAACGGGAUGGCCAGCUAAGGACAGUAUCAAGACGUUAUGUGGGUAGAGUUCUUUUACUUGGUCUUUGCAAUACAGAUUUACAAGUAAUAAUAAACCGUUAAACGAAAUCUGAACGACUGACGUCAACAUUUUUGUACCUUCUAAGGCACCGUACGCGUGUGUUACAGUACGCAUGCGCCCGGCACUUUGAACAAAUAGCUUGUUAGUAGUUUGGUUUAAUUUAAAAAUUAUGUCAGAGAAGGCUGGAGACGUUGAUUUAACCGGUGCUAAACUGAAUACGGGCGUCUGGCUUGUAAAAGUGCCCAAGUACCUCUCUCAGCAAUGGGCAAAAGCCACAGGAAGAGGCGAAGUUGGCAAACUCAGAAUCUCCAAGAAAGGAAACCAAGGCAAACCAGAGGUGUCUUUUACAUUAAAUGAAGAGUUGACUGUGAUUGACGGUAUAGAAGACAAGACAGUGUCUGCUCCUCGGGAACACCCAUUGACAAUGCAGACAGUGGGAGGUCAGACAUUGGCUGUAUUCACAGAGACGUCAUCAGGCCAGUCAGAAGAGAGAUCUGAUGGUGGCAGCUCAGGUUCGGGGGCAGGGGCUGGUACAGAUAAAAUUGCCUUGGAAGGAGUGGUGGUGCAGAGAGCAGAUUGCAGGCCAGCUGUUAGUGACAGCUAUAUGAAGCUGAAGAGGUUACAAAUUGAAGAGUCCACCAAGCCUAUCCGGCUGUCACAGCAGUUGCCUAAAGCAGUCACCAACAACUACAAACCUGUGGCUAACCAUGCAUACAACAUGGAGUAUGAGAGGAAAAAGAAGGAGGAGGGCAAGAGAGCUAGAGCAGACAAACAGCAGGUGUUGGAUAUGUUGUUUUCUGCUUUUGAGAAGCACCAAUACUACAACAUCAAAGACCUGGUGGACAUUACGAAACAGCCUGUGAUUUAUUUGAAGGAAAUCCUGCGUGACAUUGGAAUCUACAAUGUUAAGGGAACACACAAGAACACUUGGGAGCUAAAGCCUGAAUAUCGACAUUAUCAAGGCGAGGAAAAAACAGACGAAUAGGACGAGUUAACGAGUUUGGUUGGAUAAAGCCUAUCCCAAUCACUGAGUGUUGUCUCAAACACAGUGGAUGGUGGGACCACUACAAGGGAGUUGAGUUCACUGGAAGAGGUUUUGAGCUUUCAAGUGUGCGCUUGAGGUUUGUGCUGAACAAACCAUGUAAAUGCCCAUGGUCUGUUUGUGGAUUGUUUCAUGUUGAGGGAAAAAAAACGCUUUUAAUAGCAUAUUUAGAUAAAGGUAUAUUUAGUGUCUCAUGAUGUUUUUAUGGCUUUUUUUUUUUUUUUUUAAUUUGGUUUAAUCUACAACCAUUGCUUAAAUUCGAUUUUUUUUUAACUACAACUUUCAAUGUCGUACUUCAAUAAAUAUGCUUUUAAUUGCAUUUCACAAAGAUUUGGUUUUUCUUCAUAAUAAAAUCUACAACAAGUUUC
This is a messenger RNA of Phyllopteryx taeniolatus (common seadragon), 2563 nucleotides long. Its product is annotated as general transcription factor IIF subunit 2-like. The transcript has 9 exons. Gene Ontology annotation, cellular component: transcription factor TFIIF complex. Gene Ontology annotation, biological process: transcription by RNA polymerase II; transcription initiation at RNA polymerase II promoter. The coding region runs from base 1323 to 2138 and encodes 271 amino acids. Lineage: Eukaryota; Metazoa; Chordata; Actinopteri; Syngnathiformes; Syngnathidae. The record is from RefSeq and is a predicted model, not a curated record.